AUGUCUUACGAGAAGAUGGAGGUGGUGAAUCCAGCAGAGAAGGAAGCGAGUGAAGUGUUACAUUCCUUGCUAUCCGUGGAGCGGAGAAGCGUCGACAGCAAAGAAGCGAUUAUAGUUUCUAUUCCGUCCGAUCAAAACGGUGGAGGCGAGUAUGGCGAAAGUGCCCAAUGGCACACUCCUGUCAUGGGACAACAUUCAGUUUUUGAAUUGGGAAACUCACAAAAUAUGCAACAGCACACUUACAAUGGACAUCAAGAACAGGUUCUUUGGCAAGGUCAUACUAUACAGGUAGAAAACGGAGAUGGUAAUAUGCAGGGCAUGCAGGGCACAUACAGUAUAGCAUUUGAAACAAAUGUUGAUGGAGAACCUGGUGAUAUGGAGAUAGAUACAAAACCAAAAGUUGAAAAGAAAGCGGGAACUAAACGAAAGAAGAAAUUGGCAGAAUCAGAUAGUGAUGAGGAUGUUUUUGAUAACAAGUUAGAAGAUAACCCUGCACAGGUAAAAGAAAGACUGAAACGCAGGCUG
Messenger RNA from Iphiclides podalirius (scarce swallowtail), 525 nucleotides. The record is from the annotation of a GenBank genome assembly. Lineage: Eukaryota; Metazoa; Arthropoda; Insecta; Lepidoptera; Papilionidae.